Messenger RNA from Acytostelium subglobosum LB1, 1296 nucleotides. RefSeq lists its product as hypothetical. Bases 1 to 1296 code for a protein of 431 amino acids. NCBI's taxonomy places the organism in Eukaryota, Evosea, Eumycetozoa, Acytosteliales, Acytosteliaceae. The record is from RefSeq and is a predicted model, not a curated record. The transcript has 3 exons.
AUGAUUGAUAUCGAUUGUGAACAUUUGUCCAUCGCCUCUGCCCUUGCCGCCGCCGCUCUUCCAAAUCCAUGUUCCACUGCCAAUAACACUGAAGAGGAUAAUGGCCAUCCAUCCUACUCCUGUCCUUCCACCUCCACCGCCCCAGUCACUACAACCCACAAGAGGUCGCCUUCAUCUUCCGCCCCCGCCACAGCCGUCAUCAAUGAUUGCAUGUCCAGCCUGAUGUUCAGCGAUCACAGCUUCCUUGACCUCGACAACCUAUGUCCAACAGACCUAUCUCUGUUCUCAUGCACUGCCGUCAACCUCCUUGACCUCGACUUCCUAUCCGAAUCAAACCCUUCAACUCCUGGCUCCGACAUCUCAUCAUCUGCCAGCGAGCCAACAACAACAACCUUCUCCUCAACUGUAUCAACUCCUCAAUGUAUCGUCUCAUCCCCGCUCACACAUCCAUGUUCGCCAGUCUCCUCCCCAACGCUCUCCCCUCCACCCCUCACCUUUGCCACGGAGGACAGUCUCCAAAGCCCAGCUGCCCAAUCAGCUCCCUCCACUGCCACUGCCACAGCCGCAGCCAUCCAAUACCAAUACCAAUACCUGGAACUCCAAGUCGUGUCUGGCGCGUACAAGUUCAGCAUCUUCACGCCCUCACACCUCACCGUGCUCGAGCUGAAGCAUCGCCUGUCAUCCGAGUUCUCUGGCUUGUUUGGCAAACACAUCACCGACAACCCUCUGUGCAGAGGACAGCUCGCCAUCACUCGUCUGCGCGACAAUCUCGGCAACGACCUGUCCUAUACACAGAAAGUCGGCUCACUGUUGUCCAGCAUGGACACCAUCACCGCGGUGCAACCCGCCUCGCCAACUAUAUUCAAUACCAUAUAUCCAACUUCGUCUUCCCUUCAGAGCCAUGUCAACAGCAGGGACAACAUCAUCAACAACAAUAAUAAGCGUCCCCUGUUGUCUACCAAGUCUCAAGAACAAGACGAUGAUCGUCAUGAUGUUCGUAAUCAUAAGAAAGUACGAUUCGAACAACUAUCAACACUUCCAUCUGUUGGAAGUGCAAUUACCAACUGCCCCUCUUCCUCCUCUUCCUCUUCCCCCUCCUCCGCCUCCACCUUGGACGCCACUGUUACACUUGGCAGUCCAACACUCUCAGUCGCGGUUGUAACCACUACAGCCUCAGCCACCUCUGCUGCUUCCGCUCCAUCACCCAGCACCAAACAUGGACCCUCAUCACUAAUGGAUAGCAUUCCAAAGGACUGCUUCUUGAGCUCCUCGUCCAACCAACACCAUAUCCUUUGA